AUGGAUCCCGAACUUCUUCGUCAGCGUGCUGCAUUUCAAAAGCAUGCAGCAAGAACGGUGUCAGUACAACAGCGUUCCCAAAUACAGUUGCCGUCUCCAUCAGCUAGUCAUACAACUUACAAUGCUGAAGCAGCGAAGAAAAAGAAGAAACCAACAGUACAACAAAGUCCUAAGCCAGCCCCAGAAUUUGACUUCAAAACUACAGUCUCACAUAGUAAUGCUGCUAACUUUGGUACAAUGGCCAAGAUAGUGGAUUAUAUGAAGAAACGGCAUCUGAGUCAGCAACAGUGGCCGUUGUCUUUGCAAGAAAUUUUGGAUGAGCUCCAAGUGUACGAUUUGCCGAAAAGGUCAGAGGCUUGGUUGAGGGAGGCACUUCCGAAAAAUCCAAGAUUAACGUGCGAUGAAGAGUCGAAAUUCUGUUACAAACCUCCGUACAAAAUAAAGGGCAAGACGUCUUUGGUGGCAGUGGCCAAAAAGCACCAUCAAGACGUACGUGGUGGCAUUCUAUUGUCGGAACUGAACGAUUGUAUUCCAAAUGGAGAAAAAGUUCUGGAGGUGAGAAUUCGUGAGCGAUCUUUGCAUUAA
Messenger RNA from Haemonchus placei, 585 nucleotides. The record is from the annotation of a GenBank genome assembly. Lineage: Eukaryota; Metazoa; Nematoda; Chromadorea; Rhabditida; Trichostrongylidae.